AUGCAGGGUCCGUGGUUCCUAUGGAGUGCACUAACCAGCACCGCAAAACUCUCUAAUUUUCUUCAAGUCCUCAUUUUCCUCCCGCUGACCCUCUCCACGCUCUCCAAAUCCGCAUUUUUGCUCUUGUCCCUCCUCAUCUUCCUCCAGUCUCUUAUCCAUGGGACGCUCCAGCUCCUUUGGGGCUCUCCCGUGCUCCCCGUUAUGCAGCUCCCCAUCCAGCCAUUCCUCUUGCUCGUCUGCUUCAAUAUCUUCUCGGAGUCUGUGCACCCGCUGCUCUUGAACUUGGCGUCAUGGUGGGGGACCAUUCUCACGUACUCGAGCCCGCUCUUCAUCAUAUUCGAGGCCAUGUCAAGCCUGCUUGUCUCGCAGAAGCUGGGUCAGGUGGGGAGGGAGCUCGUUGGGGAGGGCGAGGCGUAUCAGUUCGGCCUGCUUAUUGCUGCCGCUGCCGCGUAUGUCGUGUCCGCAUGGUGGAUUGUCGUGGCUUAUCCCGCCGCUGCGCUGUCCCCGUUGUCGUCUACGCUCCUUGGAGUGGCACUGACCGCCUUUCUCUUCCUUACAUUCAUCGGGUUUGUGUUGCGGCGCACGAACGUCAUCGAGUCUUCGGGCCUGGCCCUCUUCAUUGCCUACAACAUCUGGCUUUGUGGCUUUGACCAGCAAUCGUUCACUGACCUCGGGUCGACAUAUGUGCCUCUUGUGGGCAACAUCGUGCCUCACUUGCAGACCUUGGUCAAUUUCAUCAUGAACACCUUGCCAAAGCCGGUGCUCAUCGCGCUCAUCUAUCGCGUCGCGAUUCUGCUAUGUGCCGCGCGGAUCCUGCCGACCAUUGGCGCAGACAGCUGGGAAACGGAGUAUGGCGUGGAUGAUGGCUGGGACGGUCGACCGACUUCUCGGUUAACGAAGAUUUUGCUGACCUACCGACAGUCGAUUCUGGUCACAGUAUACACCCACCUACUUUUGCUCGACCAUUCCUCACAAGUUUGGUGGCGAUGGAUGAACAUCUUCUUCACGCUCUUCAUAUGGAGCAUCGAGCUACUUGUCAGCGCGGAAGACGACGCGAUCACGAAGGAGUGGAAAGUCGACUAA
Messenger RNA from Heterobasidion irregulare TC 32-1, 1083 nucleotides. RefSeq lists its product as uncharacterized. The transcript is spliced from 6 exons. The record is from RefSeq and is a predicted model, not a curated record. Gene Ontology annotation, cellular component: perinuclear endoplasmic reticulum; endoplasmic reticulum membrane; cortical endoplasmic reticulum. Bases 1 to 1083 code for a protein of 360 amino acids. Lineage: Eukaryota; Fungi; Basidiomycota; Agaricomycetes; Russulales; Bondarzewiaceae. Gene Ontology annotation, biological process: septin ring assembly; endoplasmic reticulum inheritance.